Molecule: messenger RNA, 390 nt
Organism: Phyllotreta striolata
Lineage: Eukaryota; Metazoa; Arthropoda; Insecta; Coleoptera; Chrysomelidae
Source: the annotation of a GenBank genome assembly
AAACGAACGCAAUUAAACUGUCUGAUAAAACUGGAGUAUUAGAACAUGUUGAAUGAAAUACAUAAAACCGCUACGAUUUUUCGCAGGCAGGUUAUUAAGAAAUCAAUUUUACCGCGUUUCGCCUCAAAGGACUGCGGUCCACCGUGGACAGGCACCUACAAUGAUCUGCCACAACCUGAAGGCGAUUGGAAAAUUAUAAACGAUCGAAUCCAAAAAAAGGGCAUGAAGGUGUUGAUAUUAGGUAUAAGCUCUUUGGUUAUCACCAUUCUAUUUGGGAAGGCUUCAGGAAUGCUGGAUGGCCAUCAUGAAUUUCCUGACAGGCCUGCUCCAUCCAACAAUUACAAAUGUGCGCCAUAGGCAAUAAAUUAUUAUCUAAUGAGUAAUAUAGAG